AUGUUUCCCGCUCGAACCAUCCUCGAUCCGAUUAUAGCAAUCGCCGCCGGAGUCCUCUUCAUCGCCUACCUUCGUACGGAAUACCUAGCACCUGUCCCGACCGAAGUCGCGACGCUCAAGUACCCACACGAAUUCGGAUUUCCCGCUUGGUUCUCAAAGGGUCCUAGUCCAAACGAUGUGGUAGAGGAAGAUCUGGUCCAAACAGGUGAUCCGGAGGAGAGGAUUUUGAUCUUGCACGACCAUGAAGAUCACGAUCCGGCGACUUUUGUCAUGGUUCACUACUUUGAGGAUCUGAAAGCCGACAAGAUCUUGGCUACUGUCAGGACUGUACAAGAACACGCAGCUGUCGAGCAGGAGGACGAGACUUGUCCGUGGUCCUGGAUCUUGACGAUCGGAGGCAAUGCACAUGGUACAGGCGUAUCAUCUGGCUGCGACACGGUUCCAGUGAUACAAUACGGUACGAAAAACCCACCGAACGCAGCUCAAUUAGACUUGGGAACCGGAGUCAGCUUGUUGGACUCGUCCAGGUUUGACCAGGUCGCCGUGACUUCAUCGCUGUACACCAAGACUCAUGAACAAGUCGGCCUUAUCGCUUUCGUCUUGCCAGCUGUAAGAUUGUCUGAAAUUCUUGCAAAGGCAAAUCCCGCGGUUUUCUGGCCGGAAAACAAGCCGUUCGCUACACGUCGCAAGCAGGUCACAUUUUUCACGUCGCACGAGACCUGGACGCACAAGGCUCAAUUGGAAGAUCGUUUGCCGUCGGGUUGGAGGAGUGUAUUGAUACCUACGGUAGAUCAACACGAAAGACUGCCUGCAAAAGUGCUGCGAAAGCUCAAACACGCCGAGAAGACGCUGGCUGGAGAAAUGCGAAAUAGCGGCGUCUGCGUAUUCGACGAUUGGUCGACAGGAAUCCUCACCGAGUUACAUUCGCAAGCUAUGCUGUCGGGCUGCGUCGUCGCCACGGUGACUCCUACUAUUCAGUCGGACGACCUGUCCGACCUGUUCCUUAUUGUACAGCGACCCAACGGAGAUGCCACCGAACGGGCCAUGUUCGCAGCUGUCAAUGAAGCCUUGCGAACGGCUGACCACGCCGAGCUGGAUAGAAAGGCUCUUUGGGGUUUCAUUUACGCUCGUCAGAAAUUGACGUUUGCAAAGAGACUGUCGGAUAUCAGGCUUUGGGUUCAAGGGUAUCGAGAGGGCCAACGAGGGAUAAUGUUGCCCUUUGGAUACAAACAUGUAUUGUAG
Messenger RNA from Filobasidium floriforme, 1242 nucleotides. RefSeq lists its product as uncharacterized. NCBI's taxonomy places the organism in Eukaryota, Fungi, Basidiomycota, Tremellomycetes, Filobasidiales, Filobasidiaceae. The record is from RefSeq and is a predicted model, not a curated record. Bases 1 to 1242 code for a protein of 413 amino acids. The transcript is spliced from 12 exons.